Messenger RNA from Pleuronectes platessa (European plaice), 1944 nucleotides. RefSeq names its product calcium/calmodulin-dependent protein kinase kinase 1, alpha b (gene camkk1b). The transcript has 16 exons. NCBI's taxonomy places the organism in Eukaryota, Metazoa, Chordata, Actinopteri, Pleuronectiformes, Pleuronectidae. The coding region runs from base 136 to 1581 and encodes 481 amino acids. The record is from RefSeq and is a predicted model, not a curated record. Gene Ontology annotation, molecular function: ATP binding; protein kinase activity. Gene Ontology annotation, biological process: activation of protein kinase activity; protein phosphorylation; CAMKK-AMPK signaling cascade.
GUGUGUGUGUGUUUGUGUGUGAUUUCAUGUCUCCAUUUCUGCUCCCACACGUCUCAGUGCAGUGAUGCCUCCUCGGGUACCACUACCAAACCACCUCAGGGACCUUCAGCUGUAAGUAAAGGAGCAUCCACCACCAUGAGUGAAGACACUGCCUGCAGGGCGGAGCCGGACUCGGAGCACGACGGGGAGCUGGCCGACCUGGUGGCUGCCAUGAACAUGGCCGCCAGCCGCUUGACGCCGCCCAAUGGCAACAGGGCCGGUGCUCCGAGGCCCAGCAGCACUCAGAGACUUCGGCUCUCGGACAGGAAGAUGUCUCUGCAGGAGCGAGGGCCCCGCAUAGCCCGGCAGCCCACCAUCGAGACCAAACGUGUGUCCAUCACAGAUGCUGAUGACUGUGUCCAGCUCAACCAGUACAAGCUGAAGAACGAGAUCGGAAAGGGUUCAUAUGGAGUGGUGAAGUUAGCUUACGAUGAAGAUUCUGAACAGUACUACGCGAUGAAAGUCGUUUCAAAGAAGAAGCUGAUGAGGAUGUGUGGAUUUCUGCGCCGCCUGCCUCCUCCGAGAUCAAACUCACAGGAUCCGUUGCCCAGAGCCGCGCUGUAUCUGGAGAAAGUGUACAAAGAGAUCGCCAUCCUGAAGAAGCUCGAUCAUCAUAAUGUUGUUAAACUGGUGGAGGUGCUUGAUGAUCCUGAUGAAGAUGGACUUCAUAUGGCCUUCGAGUUGGUGACUAAAGGCCCGGUGAUGGAGGUGCCGACAGACGACCCGUUCACAGAGGAGCUGGCUCGCUUUUACUUCAGAGACAUCAUCCUGGGAAUAGAGUACUUGCAUUACCACAAGAUCAUCCACAGAGACAUCAAACCCUCCAACCUGCUGCUGGGAGACGACGGCCAUGUCAAGAUCGCUGACUUUGGCGUGAGCAACGAGUUUGAGGGGGCGGACGCCCUCCUGUCCAGCACAGCAGGGACCCCGGCCUUCAUGGCCCCUGAGAUGAUGACCGAACAGGAGCAGGGCUUCAGUGGAAAGGCGUUAGACGUGUGGGCGAUGGGAGUCACGCUCUACUGUUUUGUCUUCGGGAAGUGUCCUUUUUAUGACGAAUACAUCGUCGCCCUGCGAAUCAAAAUCAAGAACAAACCUGUGGACUUUCCAGAGACACCAUCGAUUUGUAGCAAACUGCAGGAGCUCAUUGAACGGAUGUUGGAUAAAAACCCUGAAACAAGAAUCACCAUCCCUGAAAUCAAGCUUCAUCCGUGGGUGACGGAGGACGGCUCGGAUCCUCUCCCCCUGGAGGAGGAGCACUGUACGGCAUUAGAAGUCACUGAGGAGGAGGUGCAGAACAGCGUCAAGCUCAUCCCCAAGCUUUCUGCUGUGAUUGUGGUGAAGACCAUGCUGAGGAAGCGCUCUUUCAGUAAUCCCUUUGAGUGUCUGGGCAGACGGGCAGAAAGGUCCAUGUCGGCCCCCGGAGGUCUUCUUACUGGUUCCUGGGGCUUGAGUUCUUCGCCUCAGCUUCAUCCUUCCUUGAGGAGCAGAGAGGGGAGCAGAGACGGAGAGCUGGAGGACCUGUAUGAAGAGUGCACAGAUUAAAUCCACACAUGCAUUGACACAGACUGAAAUCUUAGUGCUUUGCUGUUAUGCUUGCUGUGCUAAAUUGUUCUUCAUCACUUUAGUGCAAAAACUCUUCUGUGAUAAAAUUAAUAUUGAAAAGAUGGAUAGUGCACUAAAUAAAAUGUAAAAUACCAACAAUUAAAACUGGAUGUUAUCUCACUAUUCUCCCUGUUGAUAUCUAAAUUACAGGUUUAACGACUGGUGGCAUCUGUUGUCCAUGAAUGUAAUAAGAGUUAUUUUCUUUCGAUUGUUCUUAAAAAUGUAAAUAUGCUCGGUACAGAAGAUAUUUUUACAUUUUCCUACAGCUGUUGAAGAUAAUAAAAAAAAAAUUCCAAUUUCAAA